CUGCGUGAGUAGGGGCCGGCCGGGCUCUAGUUGGGAAACUCAUCGCCUCUCCUGCGGCCGCUGUCCCCACCCUCCCCCGGUCAGCCGGGCCCAGAAGCCAGAGCCUGCGGUUCCCGUCGUCCCGAAGUGCGAGAAGCGCAGCCGCAGCCCCGCGCCCAGGUGCCCCGGGAGUCCGUUCCCGGGCCUUGGUCUCCCCCCUCUGUGCGACGCCACAGGAAGUCCCGAGACGCCGCCUCUGCGCGGCCGACCCUCUCACGCGCCUGCAACACGUGGGCCCGGCGGGCGGGGUGCGGGGCGCUCGGCGUUCCCCCGGCCGGGGUAGGCGGCUGCACCCAGAGCUCCCGGAGCGCCCGAGGUCGCCGGCCCUCCCCCUGUCGGGCGGGGCCGCUGCCCGGCCGCCCCUUUAUCUGCCGGCUCCGCCACCCAGGCCGCCGCGGCCCUCCCAGCUCGGCUUCGGCUCAGUAGACAGAAGCCACCGAAGUUUGCCUGACAUCCAUCAAACCGAAGUUUCCCUGACAUCCAGGCCCUAGUCACCCGGCUUUGCCUUUGCCUUGCUGUGUGAUCUUAGCUCCCUGCCCGGGCCCACAGCCAUGGCCAUGGCCAUGGCCCAGAAGCUCGGCUACCUCCUGCCCAGACUGCGGCAUGUCAUCCAGGAGCCUCAGCCGUCUCUGCAGCCAGAGCCUGUCUUCACAGUGAACCAGGCCGAAGUGCCACCACUCUUCUGGAAGCCCUAUAUCUAUGUGGGUUACCGGCCGCUGCAUCGGACCUGGCGCUUCUACUUCCGCACGCUGUUCCAGCAGCACAACGAGGCUGUGAAUGUCUGGACCCACCUGCUGGCGGCCCUGGUGCUGCUGUUGCGGCUGGCUCUCUUUGUGGGGACCGUGGACUUCUGGGGAGACCCACAUGCCCUGCCCCUCUUCAUCAUUGUCCUCGCCUCUUUCACCUACCUCUCCUUCAGUGCCUUGGCUCACCUCCUGCAGGCCAAGUCCGAGUUCUGGCAUUACAGCUUCUUCUUCCUGGACUAUGUGGGGGUGGCUGUGUACCAGUUUGGCAGCGCCUUGGCACACUUCUACUAUGCUAUCGAGCCCACCUGGCAUGCUCAGGUGCAGGCCGUUUUUCUGCCCAUGGCUGCCUUUCUCGCCUGGCUUUCCUGCAUUGGCUCUUGCUAUAACAAGUACAUCCAGAAACCAGGCCUGCUGGGCCGCAUAUGCCAGGAGGUGCCCUCAGUCCUGGCCUACGCGCUGGACAUCAGUCCUGUGGUGCAUCGUAUCUUGGUGUCCUCUGACCCUGCCACGGAUGACCCAGCUCUUCUCUACCACAAGUGCCAGGUGGUCUUCUUUCUGCUGGCUGCUGCUUUCUUCUCUACCUUCAUGCCCGAGCGCUGGUUCCCCGGCAGCUGCCAUGUCUUUGGGCAGGGCCACCAACUUUUCCACAUCUUCUUGGUGCUGUGCACGUUGGCUCAGCUGGAGGCUGUGGCACUGGACUAUCAGGCCCGACGGCCCAUCUAUGAGCCUCUGCACAUGCACUGGCCUCACAACUUCUUUGGCCUCUUCCUGCUCACGGUGGGCAGCAGCGUCCUCACUGCAUUUCUCCUGAGCCAGCUGGUACAGCGCAAACUUGAUCAGAAGACCAAGUGAAGGGGGGGGCAUCUGGUAGCGGGGGAGGUAGAGUGGGGGGACAGGGGUCUGCGCUUGGCUCCAGGUGGAAGCAAGUCCUGGUAAAGUUGUUUGUGUCUGGCCCACGGUGACUCUAUAAACAACUCAACUGCCAAGGGCGUCACUGACCAAUUCUUGGAUUUAGGGAUUGGCUGGGAGCUGCUGGGGUCCACUCCUGGGCCUGCCCAGCUCCUUGUGCUGGGAGAAGGAAAGAGUUAAAAGUGUGGGCCACUCCAGUUUGCUCCUCCACUGCUACUCACUGGGAUUACUUAGUGAGGAUUGGGGCAUCUAGAUUGUCUGGGCCGGAGGUAAAACUUAGGCCAGAGUCAGAUUUGAGCUGAGGCAGGGGAGGCCUUGGCAACCCACCUCUACUCAGAUUUCAUUGCUGGAUACAGACGGGGCAGGCCCAAAAUAGAUGCAGGAUCUUACUGCCCCUUGAAGCCCAGCUACAGGUGUUGGAGCUGCAGAGAGACCCCAAGGUAAUAGACUGUGCCAGAUACAAAUGGGUCCCUCCAGUGCUUAUACCCCUUCAGUCACCAUCCCAGACAGUGAGUCCCAGAUCUUCUAGCUGUGGCUUCUGUGUCCUACACAGCCUGUUCCCAGCUUCUCUCCUAGUUCUAUUUUUAAGAAUUCAUUUAUCCAUUCAGUGUUUCCUGGGCCUCUGCUCAGAGGCAGGUGACUGCUGGACCCUGUGGAUCAAUGCAAGAUGACAAAGGCUUUUUUUUUUUUUUUUGAGAUGGAAUUUCCCUCUUGUUGCACAGGUUGGAGUGCAAUAGUGCAAUCUCGGCUCACAGAAUUUCCACCUUCUAGGUUCAAGUGAUUCUCCUCCCUGAGUCUCCUGAGUAGCUGGGAUUACAGGCAUGCAUAACCAUGCCCAGCUAAUUUUUUGUAUUUUUAGUAGAGAUGGGCUUUCUCCAUGUUGGUCAGGCUGGUCUCAGACUCCUGACCUCAGGUGAUCUGCCUGCCUAGGCCUCUCAAAGUGCUGGGAUUACAGGCAUGAGCCACCGUGCCCGGCAGACAAAGGCUUUGAUAUCAGAACGAACUGUCAAGGGAAGCGCUGAGGAAGGAAUAACCAGACCUCAGGGUCUUGGGUUGGGGAGUGUGAAUAGGAGUUUGCAGAUGGAGAACAGGAGGGCAUUCCAGGCAGAGGGAAACCUGUGCAGAGACCCAGAGGUGUGGAAGGAAAAAGGGCUGGGGCUUGGGUGGUCUGGAUUAUGGCCUAGAUGCAAUAAAGUGUGACAGUAGC
Messenger RNA from Cebus imitator (Panamanian white-faced capuchin), 2901 nucleotides. It is a transcript of the gene PAQR7, whose product is annotated as progestin and adipoQ receptor family member 7. Gene Ontology annotation, molecular function: steroid binding; nuclear steroid receptor activity. NCBI's taxonomy places the organism in Eukaryota, Metazoa, Chordata, Mammalia, Primates, Cebidae. Gene Ontology annotation, cellular component: plasma membrane. Gene Ontology annotation, biological process: response to steroid hormone. The transcript is spliced from 3 exons. Bases 591 to 1637 code for a protein of 348 amino acids. The record is from RefSeq and is a predicted model, not a curated record.